Molecule: messenger RNA, 510 nt
Organism: Candida albicans SC5314
Lineage: Eukaryota; Fungi; Ascomycota; Pichiomycetes; Serinales; Debaryomycetaceae
Gene: TLO7
Product: Tlo7p
Exons: 1
Coding region: 1-510 (169 amino acids)
Source: RefSeq, a predicted model, not a curated record
AUGCCAGAAAACCUCCAAACAAGAYUACAUAACUCACUCGACGAGAUAUUGAAAUCAUCAGGAUACAUAUUUGAGRUAAUCGACCAAAACAGAAARCAAAGCAAUGUGAUAACUAGCCCCAACAACGAACUAAUCCAAAAAUCCAUAACCCAACUGCUCAACGGCGAAAUCCAAAACUUCCAUGCUAUUCUAGACCAAACAGUGUCGAAACUCAAUGAUGCAGAGUGGUGUCUCGGCGUUAUGGUUGAAAAGAAAAAGAAACUUGACGAAUUGAAAGUCAAAGAAGAAGAGGCCAAAAAGAAGGAAGAAGAGGCCAAAAARAAGGAAGAAGAGGCCAAGAAGUGUUUUAUUUUACUUUUCUGUCAAAUUUGCACUACUUUUAAUUUGUGUGCAAAUAUUCUAUUUUACUUGAUUUUUAUAUACUUUUAUUUUACAAUACUUUUUUAUAGGACUUUUUAUAUCUUUUCUUUAUCAACUCAUCUUUUAUACAAUAUAUUCUUACGAUUAUAA